Lingula anatina is the source of this 3383-nucleotide messenger RNA. RefSeq names its product whirlin-like. Gene Ontology annotation, cellular component: stereocilium tip; stereocilia ankle link complex; plasma membrane. Gene Ontology annotation, molecular function: protein binding. The record is from RefSeq and is a predicted model, not a curated record. Lineage: Eukaryota; Metazoa; Brachiopoda; Lingulata; Lingulida; Lingulidae.
AUGUCAUCCAUCGAGUAUGAAAUGACCUAUCUUAGGUCUCCAUCACCGGUGAGAAUUCCCCCGCAGAGGACUCUUUCCGUGAAUGUGAGGCGUCUUCAAGAAGCCGUCAACACUCUCUUGGAAGAGGAAGACCGAAGUGAUUUCAUCGAAGCACUAAAUGUAUAUCAUUCUAAACGUAAUGUGUAUGACUUUGUGCAAGCUCUAAAGCUCAUCUUUGACAACUCUGUAAAAAGACAAAUUAUACCUCUGUUACGGAAAGUUAUGCCACAUUCUGACCAAGAUGCCUUUGACCAGUAUAUGUACAAUGAUCCUAUCACAUCAAUACCCUUAAAUACACCCUACUUGAACCAACGCGGCCUACGUAGAACUUCCAGCGUUCCAUCACAGCAACCCUUUAGCUUGAGGCGAACAAAAAGCUCAGAGAUUAUCCGAAGGCCAAGCGAACCACCGAAGAGUAAAAUAUACAGACAAGUCAACAAUACCUUUGAUGUGGAAAAAAAUGAGAACAAUGUUGUUAACCAUGUGACGUUGAAGAAAAAUUCUAGUCAUGAAGGCUGGGGGUUGAGUAUUCGUGGUGGUGCUGAGCACGGGAUUGGGAUUUACGUCUCACAGGUAGAGCCAGGGUCAUUGGCCGACAGACAAGGCCUGUGUACAGGUGAUCAGAUAUUGUCAGCUAACCAAGUGAACUUUUCUGACAUAACGCACGAGGAAGCAGCCAAGAUAAUAAGAUCAGCCAAAAAACUUGAUCUCCAGGUGCGGCCAGUGGGGCGUGUCCCUGGCACCUAUGUUGUCCACCAGACAUACACCUGGGUGGACCCCAGGGGGAGGCCUGUGUCCCCACCCCCAGAGGUUGAGAAGGCGGGGAGAUAUGAGGCCAAGGGGGAGAGGAAGAGUGGGCUUAUGUUACUGAAGUGUGGAGAUGAGAGAAAGGUGAAUGUAGUUGUUGGAUCAGGGCAGAGUUUAGGGCUAAUGAUACGUGGAGGGAGUGAGUUUGGGCUGGGAAUAUAUCUUACUGGAGUAGACCCUUUGUCUGUGGCUGAAAAUGCUGGACUCAAGGUUGGAGACCAAAUUCUGGACGUAAAUGGAGAAAGUUUCCUGGAUAUAUCUCAUGCUAAUGCAGUGAAAGUCCUGAAGGCUUCAAAGCACAUGAUUAUGACUGUAAAGGAUGUGGGACGUCUGCCGUAUGCUAGAACUACCAUUGAUGAGACGCAAUGGAUUGUGGGAAGGGAGCUGCAGCAAUCACGGAGUCCUUCCAGACCCAGCAGUGCCUUAUCCAAUGGCUUUAACUCAUUGCGUGUAAAAACUCCUCAGGAAGACCAAGUUGACAGCAAACAAGAGUCUGUUUUUACGCGGAUGGCAGGGUCUCAGCUCAUCUUGAACAACACUAUGCAUAGUGCCCAGCGGGGGAUGAUAGAAGAACAAGCACGGCAACUGCUAAACGACAAUGAACGUGGCACCAUGAACUAUUAUCUUAAUGAAUACAACACAGGCCAUAUUGGUGUGGAGGCCCUGGCUUUGGCUCUUUUUGAACUGCUCAAUACACAGGCCAAGUUUUCUCUGAUGUCAGAAGUGAGGGGUUUGAUAGCUCCCAAGGACAUUGACAGGUUUGAUGCUCUUGUUUUAAGGAGAGAUGUAGAUGACUUGAAGUCCCAUCAUUCCCACCCUUAUACAACGACGGACGGCAUGUCCGAAAACUCCUUUGACAGCUCUCUCUCCAGCUACACUGGUUUUUCCAGUACGUCUGCCAAAGACUCUGUAGAUGGAUCAUUCAGUCACAUUGUGGUGCCACCUACAGUUCCACAACAGCUGCCUGCACAUGUCAAAGUUAAGGUAGACACUGUUAAUGCCCACCAUGAUGCUAUUGAAGAAAUUCCUGAUGACUCUCAUGGACUGCCAGAUUAUUUACGAAUGGAACCUACACUUUCACAGCAGCGAAGGCGUUCUCCAAGUCCAGGGGUUAGUAGAAGUGGAAAUAUGACAGUUGCUGCAGAUAUUCAUGCUGUCCACACCAGUACGCCUGUCAAAUCUAGAUCACAUGUGGCACGCAGAAAGAAAUUUGAAGAAGUCCGAGCAUUAAGUGAGGACAGUGGAGUGGACCUGAAUGGUCAUUUCAUCAGUGGUGGACGAAGGCUUGACCAGCUCAAUGGACAUCUCAAUAACCAACAAAAUAGCAGUAGCAUAUCAACCAGUGGGCAAGGCAAGAAGAAGAGGGUCACCAUUUCCCCCCAGAGACCUGUUACAAUAAAUGAGUCUGUGCCAGUCAAUGUGAGAGGACAGCCUGAACAGAAUGGGGUAAAGGAGGGUUACAUAGAACAGGGUAAACGAGCAGACGGCAAAGCAUACUCAGAACAAAAUGAUGUACAAAAUCAAACAAACCAAAAUCAGGGUAAACGCAGUAAUAUUUUCACAGAAUGGAGACAAGAAAAUAUAGAAAACCACCAUAAGCAGGCAAAUCUUUUACAAGUACCAGGGCAAAAUGGCCAUGGAGUCCAAGAGAGGCACAAAAGAGAAAGAAGUCCUCUUAGACACGUUUCCAAUAACCAUGGGAAGGACCAAAGAAGGGCUAGUCCCAGUCCACAAAGAAAUACUCAUCUUUCUGCUGAUAAAGGCAAUGCAAUACAUAAAAGUUCUGCUCCAGUUGUGCAUAACUCAAAUAAUCCGCAUUGGCCUGGCCAAAAUCAAAAUCGGAACUUUCCAAAUUUUGAACAACACAAUGGACUGCAUCAAAGACCUAGCCUGCUACAGCAAAGGCAUAACAACUAUACUGACAGCAGCCUUGAGCCUGACAGUGGUCUUACUGAUUCAGCCAGUAAAUACAGAGUUCCAAGCCCUCAGCCAGAACUAAGGACAAAUCAAGGUCAGAGGUCAAUUCAAGGUCAGCAUGAAUUCCCCAGGGCUCUUGGUCCAAACCAAAGAAUGCCCAGUGGUGGACAUGGAACAAAUAGCACACUCUUGCCUAGCAGUGACCAGCAUCCAAUAGAUAAAAAGGAUAGUGGAAGUUACAUGAAUACCAGCACUAGUUAUGGGGAUUCAACUCUUUCUACAUUAAGAAAUAGUGAGAGGCAACAAUCUUCUGGGCUUUCUUCCCCAAACAUAUCUAAGGCCACCCAUGGUCCAAAUAAAUUUACGAACAGAUAUGCCCGAAACUUGCAAAAUGACGACAGAAAUGAGAUUAACUUUUUGGGACCUCAGAGCACUGGAAGAACUGCAGGUUCAAAAGAUUAUGUUCACACUAAUGAAAGAACUACAGGUCUCAAUGGAUCAAUGGAAUAUUACAAUAGGCGGAAUACAAGAUUACACAGAAGACCGAGCAUUGACAGCAUCACUACAGACUCAUCUAGUCAAAGUGGAGUAAGUCAGAUUUUAAGUUUAAAUUGAUUGAA